Oncorhynchus gorbuscha (pink salmon) is the source of this 2211-nucleotide messenger RNA. Its product is annotated as GTPase IMAP family member 8-like. Gene Ontology annotation, molecular function: GTP binding. The record is from RefSeq and is a predicted model, not a curated record. Lineage: Eukaryota; Metazoa; Chordata; Actinopteri; Salmoniformes; Salmonidae. The transcript is spliced from 3 exons. Bases 541 to 1968 code for a protein of 475 amino acids.
CACCUCCACCUGCUGAAGGUGCUUUAACGCUUGUUGUUUCCUAUAGUGAUCCUCGGGACACCUCCACCUGCUGAAGGUGCUUUAACGCUUGUUGUUUCCUAUAGUGAUCCUCGGGACACCUCCACCUGCUGAAGGUGCUUUAACGCUUGUUGUUUCCUAUAGUGAUCCUCGGGACACCUCCACCUGCUGAAGGUGCUUUAACGCUUGUUGUUUCCUAUAGUGAUCCUCGGGACACCUCCACCUGCUGAAGGUGCUUUAACGCUUGUUGUUUCCUAUAGUGAUCCUCGGGACACCUCCACCUGCUGAAGGUGCUUUAACGCUUGUUGUUUCCUAUAGUGAUCCUCGGGACACCUCCACCUGCUGAAGGUGCUUUAACGCUUGUUGUUUCCUAUAGUGAUCCUCGGGACACCUCCACCUGCUGAAGGUGCUUUAACGCUUGUUGUUUCCUAUAGUGAUCCUCGGGACACCUCCACCUGCUGAAGGUGCUUUAACGCUUGUUGUUUCCUAUAGUGAUCCUCGGGACAUCUUAAGACGAAAGUGAUGGCUGAGUCAAGAAUGACAGAGUCACCGCACCUUAGGAUUGUCCUGUUAGGCAAGACCGGCGUUGGGAAGAGUGCAUCAGGAAACAGCAUCCUGGGAAGAAAAGCGUUUCUGUCCAAACGGAGUUUAGUCUCUGUGACAAAAGAUUGUGCAGAAGACAUGUGCGUAAUUAAUGGUCGUAAUAUCUCUGUGGUGGACACUGUGGGUAUUUUCAGCACUAACAGCUCUGAUGGACUGAUUGAGGCAGAGUGCAAGCGGGCCAUGGAAUCUCCUGUCCCCUGUGUUUUCCUUGUGGUAAUAAAAGUGGACAGGUUCACAAAGGAAGAGCAAGAAGCCGUGGAGAGAAUUGAAGACAUAGUUGGUAAAGAGGGAAUGGAAAGAAGCUGUAUCCUUUUGACACAUGGUGACAUGGCAGAUGAGCUGACAGUGGAUGAAAUGAUUCAAGAAGAAGGAGCUGAAGACUUCCGUGAAGCAGUGAUGAAAUUCCAGGGGAGGUGCUAUCUGUUCGACAAUAAGAUUGAGAGUCGUGAUCAGGUUGACAAUCUUCUGACCAAACUAGAACCACUCCAAAAGACUGCUUCCAACAUGAAUUCAGAAAACACCACGGAGAGCUCAGCUGAGAGAAGAAUUGUGUUACUGGGCAGAAGUGGAGUUGGGAAGAGUGCAUCAGGAAACACCAUUUUGGGUCUGAGAGGAUCAGAGCAGUUCAGGUCUGACUGUAGCUUUAACUCAGUAACAGAAAAAAGCCAGGCCAAAUCAGCAGUAGUGGCAGGAAGGGAAGUCAAGGUGAUAGACACACCUGGCCUCUCCAAGGGGAAACACACUCCUCAGCAUGUGUUUAAUGAGAUGAUGAAGAGUUGCCUGCUCGCUGAAGAGGGGCUGCAUGCUUUUGUCUUAGUGAUUGAACUGGGCAGGUUUGAAAAGACUGAUGAUGAGAUAAUUCACUUACUCAAAAAGGCAUUUGGUAAGGAGGCCUUAAAAUAUGCAGUGGUUCUUUUCACACAUGGUGAUAGACUCAGCAGCCAAAACAUUGAACAAAAUAUACAGGCAAACGAGGAUCUUAAAAAUCUUGUGGACAUGUGUGGUGGCAGAUACUGUAUCUUCAACAACACAUCCAUGAACAACGAACGGCAGGUUAGGGAGUUGUUUACGAAGGUAGAUGAGAUGGUACAAGUCAAUGGUGCUACAGCCUAUGUUGGUGAGAUUGUCGGCAUAGCGCGCACUAUCAUGCGAGAACAAAGAGAGACCACUACAGAUAACAGCGAUAGGCUGAGUACUGCCUGGAGACGCUUUUGCGACUGGGUGGUCGCCAUCUGGGUAGCAGUGCGUGAAUCUUUUACACGUUUUUUGGAAAACACCAUCAUCUUUGUCAGAACAUUUCCCCACAAACCUGCCCACAAUUACAGCGAUCUUUCACAAACGUGCUAAUUCACAGGUCAUUUUAAUCAUCUGGAAAUAUUUACAGACAGUUGAGGAUACUUUUUAAAGGUUAUUUUCGAGGUACCCAUGUUGUGGUAGAUACUUGUUAGUGGAUAGAACAAAAUACGGGGCGGCAGGGUAGCCUAGUGGUUAGAGUGUAGAGGCGGCAGGUAGCGUAGUGGUUAGAGUGUAGAGGCGGCAAGUAGCCUAGUGGUUAGAGCGUAGAGGCGGCAGGGUAGCCUAGUGGUUAGA